Clonostachys rhizophaga is the source of this 642-nucleotide messenger RNA. Lineage: Eukaryota; Fungi; Ascomycota; Sordariomycetes; Hypocreales; Bionectriaceae. The record is from the annotation of a GenBank genome assembly.
AUGCCUCUUCUAAGCCUACCAAAUGAGUUGAUAGAAAGUAUCAUCACUCUAUUAUGGGAAGAAUCCGACCUAAACGCCCUUGUCCAGACCAACAGGGAGCUCUAUAGCAUGUUCAACACCUACCUAUAUUCUCACAACAUACGGCGAUGCGAACUAUAUGAACUUCCCUAUCCGCGCUAUGCACUCGUGUGGAUCGCCCAGAAUGAAGGGCCCUUGACGGCCUUUGAGAUGGCACUUGAUGCCAAGAAGCAGAGCAGCUCGGAAGCUGCCAUGCACCUAGGACAUAAAGCCUUUGAGCAAGCUGUGUUCAAUGGCAGAGCGGAUCUAAUCAGGUUAUUAUUAUCCGAGGAUGACUGCUCUGGAGUGCAUCCCAACUCUGUCAACGAGGCGGUUAUUCGGGGUCACGAAGAAGUCGUUAGAGUCCUCGUGGCUUCUGGCGUAUUUGAUCUGAAUUGGCCGGGUCGCUACCAACGUACGCCUCUUUUCCAGGCAAUUUGCCACGGGCAUGUUGAAAUCGUUCGCAUAUUGGUGGCGGCUGUGAACAUAAAUCAGCAGAUGUGGAUAGCAGCGUUGACUAAGGCUGCAGAGAAUAGGGAUCAUGAGAUUGUACAGCUUCUUCUUGUUGCGAAGGCAGCCAAGUGA